GGUGGCUCCAGCCAGCAGCGUUUUAAGGGGCCGGGCGCCCGUGACGCCGCGGCUCCAUCUCUUCCGCCGCCAGCGCCCGGGAGCGCCUACUGUUACCCAGGAGGGGGAGGGAUGCACGGCACAUGCGCAGUGGAGGCUUGGUGGGGAUUCUUGGGGGCUGGGUAGGGAGACAGAGGGGCAGGUGGUAACUCUAAGAACAACAACAAACAAAACAACUAAAAUAAAACCAACCCAAAGGAAGUGAGAACAAGGCGCCUGCCUAUUCCAGAGCCCCUAGUGAUGCUUGCUAUGGGGCUGGCAUUGUGGGCGGCUUGCGAGCUGUAAGCGGGCUGCGGGUUUUGAGUGGGAUUGGUGAGCCCAUCUCUAUCUGCGGGCGAUGCAUCCAUCUUUCUGGGGAGCAUGCGGAGGCGUGAGGUCAAGAAUUGGCUACUGUCCUCAAUUUCAUGCCUUGCUGGAAUAUAUGACUGCUCAGGAAAUAAUGAUUAUGUAUGCCAGAAUAUGGGGAGUCUCUGAGCCCCAGAUUGGGCUGUAUGUGAACAAAUGUUUGAAUUCACUGGAACUGGAGUCUCAUGCUGACAGGCUUAUCAACACCUACAGUGGAGGAAACAAACGUAGGCUGAGUACUGCUAUUGCCCUAAUGGGAAGGUCUUCAGUCAUCUUCCUGGAUGAGCCAUCAACUGGCAUGGACCCAGUAGCCAGACGCCUGCUCUGGAACACGGUGACAAAGACACGUGAAAGUGGAAAAGCCAUCGUUAUAACCUCCCACAGUAUGGAGGAAUGUGACGCCCUCUGUACCAAUCUAGCCAUCAUGGUGCAAGGGAAGUUCACUUGCUUGGGCAGCCCUCAGCAUCUCAAGAACAAGUUUGGCAACAUUUACAUCCUGAAGGUUAAGGUCAAGACUGAAGAUAGAUUACAGGAUUUCAAAUGUUAUGUUGCAACAACAUUUCCAGGUAGUGUCUUAAAACAUGAAAAUCAAGGGAUCCUUAACUACUACAUUCCUAGCAAGGACUGUCGCUGGGGAAAGGUGUUUGGCAUUUUGGAGCAAGCUAAAGAGCAAUUCGAUUUAGAAGACUAUUCUGUCAGUCAGAUCACACUGGAACAGGUCUUCCUGACCCUUGCUAACCCAGAGAAAUCAUCCAGUGAUGAUGAAAAUGAGGUGCCAUGAGAUUCAGUUACAACCAGUGACCCUUGUGUCUUUCAUAGAUGACACCUGGAUGCAUAGGGGGAUCUUCCUGUGCAUGUAUAUCUUGGCAUAAAUAUAUUUAUGUA
Pongo pygmaeus (Bornean orangutan) is the source of this 1269-nucleotide messenger RNA. RefSeq names its product phospholipid-transporting ATPase ABCA3-like. Gene Ontology annotation, cellular component: intracellular membrane-bounded organelle; membrane. NCBI's taxonomy places the organism in Eukaryota, Metazoa, Chordata, Mammalia, Primates, Hominidae. Gene Ontology annotation, biological process: lipid transport; transmembrane transport. The coding region runs from base 377 to 1165 and encodes 262 amino acids. The record is from RefSeq and is a predicted model, not a curated record. Gene Ontology annotation, molecular function: ATP binding; ABC-type transporter activity; lipid carrier activity. The transcript has 6 exons.